Molecule: messenger RNA, 876 nt
Organism: Rhipicephalus microplus (southern cattle tick)
Lineage: Eukaryota; Metazoa; Arthropoda; Arachnida; Ixodida; Ixodidae
Product: myosin regulatory light polypeptide 9
Molecular function (GO): calcium ion binding
Source: RefSeq, a predicted model, not a curated record
GCCGGAAGCCGCGGCUGCGUGGGUGGAGAGUUGGCGAGCUUCCGGGAGCCCGGGCCGGUUGCCCCUACAAGGAGCGCCCGGUGGGGGCGGACGGGCACUUGGGCCCCGGCGCACCAGUCCUGCUCGCACAGCCGUCCGCAGCAGCCGAGCUUUCUGACGCCUGCCUCUUGAGCCGUACAACAGCCAUCAUGUCCAAGCGAGGAAAGAGCGACUCUACGAAGAGGCGCGCCCAGCGGGCCACAUCCAACGUGUUCGCCAUGUUCGAACAGAACCAGAUCGCCGAGUUCAAAGAGGCAUUCCAGAUGAUCGACUCUAACAAGGAUGGCUUUGUCUGCAAGAACGACCUGCGAGCCACGUGGGACUCACUCGGCCGGAUCAUUCCUGAGAAGGACCUGGACGGCAUGAUCGCCGAGGCUACUGGCCCCAUUAACUUCACCAUGUUCCUCACGAUCUUCGGGGAACGAGUCUCGGGGACUGAUCCAGAAGACGUCAUCAGAAACGCCUUCAAGACCUUCGACAAGACCGGAAGCGGAAAGAUCAGCGAGAAGGAGUUGAAAAGAGCACUUAUGACUUGGGGCGAAAAGUUCCAGGAGUCAGAGGUGGACGAAGUGCUGAAGGAGGCGCCCAUCGACCGGGACGGCAACAUCGACAUCAACUCCUACGUGAAGAUCAUCUGCGGCGGCACGGACGACGAAGAGUAAGGCGUCGUGGUCCGAGAGCCGUCCCCGCCACCGACACCACUUCUUGAAUGCUCAGUCCCGGGGCUCCGGCUGAGGCCGCGUCUCAGCGAUAGCCGAGGUGGCCUCACGCUGGUGGCGAUUCACGCUUCCUCUGCAAUACACGUGGCCGCACAUGAUGCGGGCCGCUUACCAACCA